AUGACAAGCUCGCCCUUCUUUUUGCGGCACUCUGAUCUGUUACACCUGUCCCCCUCUGGCGAUCAACUGGCCGAAGUCAUGGAAGAGCUGCAACAGCGCCACCGCAAGGAGGCCAAAGACCUGCAAUCAAAGAUUACACAGAAGAANAAAGGUGCAACCAAAAAGACGCGCAAGGGUGUCAAUGAUGAAUGCGACAAUCUGGAAAGAGAGAUGAAGGCUCGCCAUCGGGAAGAGACCCAAGCCAUGACUGCGCCUAUGGAUGGCGAAGACGACGACGACGAUACAGAGAAAGAGCAGGACGAAUUGGCCAACCGUACCGAAGGUCUAGAGAUUNNGGUGGAGCCUCAGCCGCAGAAGAANGCCCAAGACAUCCCCAACCUCAAAGCCAAAGAACGCGAAAGCAUGCUCAAUCAAUUCGCCGCCCGCAAGCUCGCCGAAAAAGAAAUACGUGCAGACGGUCACUGCCUCUACUCGGCCAUCGCCGACCAACUCCAACAACUAGAAAUACCNCUGGGCAGUGCUCCCUCGGACACCCCAGACAUCGCAGCGACGCUCGAACCCUACAAGAUUGUGCGACAAGCGGCCGCCGAGUACAUUGAAGCACACCCAAACGACUUUACGCCCUUCCUGGAAGAGCCUCUGGACUACUACAUUUACAAGAUCAAGAACACUGGCGAGUGGGGUGGCCAACUCGAGUUGAUGGCUCUGGCAAAGAAGUACGGCGUCGCUAUCAGCGUGCUGCAGGGUGAUGGCAGAGUCGAAGAGAUCAAUCCGGACGGCGAUGCUGAAAACGACAAGCAGUUGUGGUUGGCAUACUACAGACAUGGCUUCGGCCUUGGUGAGCACUACAACUCGCUACACAAAGCCGGUUGA
Messenger RNA from Aureobasidium vineae, 873 nucleotides. Lineage: Eukaryota; Fungi; Ascomycota; Dothideomycetes; Dothideales; Saccotheciaceae. The record is from the annotation of a GenBank genome assembly.